Eriocheir sinensis (Chinese mitten crab) is the source of this 2325-nucleotide messenger RNA. RefSeq lists its product as uncharacterized. The transcript has 3 exons. NCBI's taxonomy places the organism in Eukaryota, Metazoa, Arthropoda, Malacostraca, Decapoda, Varunidae. The record is from RefSeq and is a predicted model, not a curated record. The coding region runs from base 28 to 903 and encodes 291 amino acids.
CAAAUAGGCCUGGCGUGUCUUGGGGUGAUGGCGGGGCGUGUGGCUGUGGCGGCGGUGCUCCUGCUGCGUCUUGGAGGCGCCCACGGCACCAGGGACUGUGAGGAUCUUCAUGAAGUGGUGGUCGUCAGUGAAGGAGAGAAAGACACAAUUUGUGAGAAGAGAAGAUCAACAUUAUCAUUGGCAUUAGGAUUUGAAAAUAGAGUGUCGACAACAGUGUACGUGCAGCCGGGAGAUGACUUCCAGGGAGUUAGUCUUGAAGUGACAGAAGCAAAUCGACUCUUUGCAACAACUCGAGUAGCCUGGUUUGGCCUUGACAAGUGUUACAGCGACAACAAGUGGAUCAAACUGAAGGUGGAUGUGGACGACACGACCCAAAUUCUGCAUUUCACCCUAAACAUUGAAGGAUACAGUGGAAGAUGCACGAGGCAACAAUCAUGGUACAAAGACAUUACUGGCCUUAGUAUUGUGGCUCACGGCUCUUCCAGCUGGACAAGCACAGCCAAAGAAACGGGCGGCAGAUGUCACGGUCCAACACAAUACACGAGCCUGCAGAACCCACCCACCUGCACGGAUCCGCCGCGCCCUAUCACCACCACCACAACCACCACCACAACAACAACAGCACUUCCAAGUACCACAACCAGCACCACCACUACCACGACACCAACAACAGCACCUUCAAGUACCACCACCACCACCACUACCACAACAACAGCACCUUCAGUGGUGAUAGCGGUGCCGAUAGCGGUGGUGGUGGCGGUGAUCCUGGCCAUUGUGGUGUGUGUGACCUACCGGAGGCGACGGCGUGGACAGGGAGAGGGGCAGGAGAUCCUGUAUCGUCCACAGUCCUCUCCAGCCUCACCGGAGAUAGGUUCAGUGCACAUCAUGGAGAACAGUCUGUAAGAACCCUUCCCCGGCCCCGUGACCCCCGCCGCCAGGGAACAGCAAGGGACGGUAGUCGUGGAGAACAGUCUGUACGAACCCUUCCCGGCCCGUGACCCCAGCCGCCAGGGAACAGCAAGGGACGGUAGUCGUGGAGAACAGUCUGUACGAACCCUUCCCCGGCCCCGUGACCCCCGCCGCCAGGGAACAGCAAGGGACGGUAGUCGUGGAGAACAGUCUGUACGAACCCUUCCCCGGCCCCGUGACCCCCGCCGCCAGGGAACAGCAAGGGACGGUAGUCGUGGAGAACAGUCUGUACGAACCCCUGCCCGGCUCCACGACAGCACCCACCAGUGAGUGAACAGCAAGAGACAGUAGUCGUGAACACUCUGUACGAACCUUCCCCAGCUCCACAACAGCACCCACCAGUGAUCGAGUGGGUACGCCGUCUACUCUCUUGAUGUGGACCCAUCUACGGGAGGCUGGGUCAGCCACAGACGAUGCAACUCAUCAAAUUCAACCUACUGUGAGUUACGCGGGAUCCUGGAAGCCGUUCGUGUCUUACUUCAGCGAAGACUGAAUGGUGUGGUCAUCCUUCUAGCCCUUUCAUCUCCACAACCCACGUGCUAUGAUGUAGUUCAAGAAAUAUUACAGCAGUUAGCGUCAGCUUUUGAUAACUCCCUCAUCGUUACGUUCCUGUGGACUCCUUCGCAUGUUGGUAUUGCAUCCAAUGACACUGUGGACCUCAUCGCGAAAAAUGCCUGCAGACUACCUCCUCCUGAUAAUGCUGGACCAUCUCUCCGCUGUUACAAAAAGACGAUCCAUAAAGCCGCUCAUCUCGCUACACUCCAACGUAGGGACUCAGAACGGACGCAGAGUGUUUCCAUUCAGCACUACGACCACUUCCGUCAAUCACCUCCCAAGUAUCGCCGGCAUGGACUGAAGAUUCGCAGGCACAAUGUUAUGAAUGCUCGUCUUCGUCUGGGCUAUCGUCCGGUGUGGCAAGUCUGUGAAGCUGGGGACGCUCCUCACUACUCCGCCUGCAAGCUGUGUGGCCUUCCCAACGACAACCACCUCCAGCAUUACUGCCUUGAGUGUCCUUCAGUCAUGGAUCUGCUGCCCCAGGGACAGUCAAUGACCGACACCUGUAUAUAAUUUCUCCUCACUGGCAACCACUUAGACAUUACGUAUUUCCAUGCAACACCCACACUUUGGUGGGUGCUGAUUACUGUAGUCAUCGUAGACCAAUACUUUUGGUAGUAUAUGUGUUCUUUUCAUAACGUUUUGAGAUAACGUUUUACAACUUAUUUAUGCUUUUGUGUGAACUCUUUAUGCUUUCUCUGUGACCUCCAAUUUAGUUGCUAAAUGUAAAUAGUGUCAGACUUCAUAACUGUAUAUAUGAUUGUCGCCCCAUGGGUGUAAUAAAUUUAUCAAAUCAAAUAA